GUGUGGCUCAGUGGAUUGAGCACUCCAACCCUAGGGACAGGCAUCAUCAGGCUCCUGCUCCAGCAACUAAAGCUCAAAGUGGCAAUGUAACUGGCCUGAGGCCACACAGCAGUUGUUGCAGCUAUACAUUGGACGGGUCUUUCUUGCUCUUAAGAGCCAAAUCUAGAAAGUGAAGUUUGUCAGGACACCUCUGUCCUCCCCCCAAGUCCAGAGACCUCUGGGACGGGCCCAGUACUGAGACUUCCAUUCAGCCACUUUGCUUGGUGCUGGAGAAACUGAGGCCCAGAGAGGAGCCAUGGCCCGCCCGAGCUCCCGCAAACAGCGGGCCAGAGGCAGCGGCGCAGAGACUAGGUAAAAUGAAUGACUGCAGGGUUCUCCAUUGGGGGUCAGUGUGCUUGGCCGACCCGGGGCCCGUCAAGCUCUCCCCAGGUGGGGCGGGGCCGUCCAGCCCGGGGCGGGGCCUACGCGCUCGGGCCCGCCCCCGUCCUGCCCUCCCUGCUGCCCUUGCAAGCCGCCCCUGAGGAACCCAGUUUCCGAGGAACUUUUCGCGGGCGCCGGGCUGCCACCGAGGCCAGGGCGGGCUGCGAACGCGCGGAGCGGCGGCGGCAGCGGCACCGGCAGCGGGCCAGGGCUGGCGGACGCAGAGCUCGUUGCGAAAGUCCGUGGCCCCCGGGCCCAGCCGGAGGUGGCGACGGCGAAAUGGACGAGCCGCCCUUUACCGAGGCGGCCUUGGAGCAGGGACUAGCCGAGCCAUGCGAGCUGGACGCGGCGCUGCUGACUGACAUCGAAGACAUGCUUCAGCUCAUCAAUAACCAAGAUGACUUCCCUGGCCUGUUCGACCCGCCCUAUGCUGGGGGCGGGGCAGGGGGCACCAACCCCCCCAGUCCUGAAGCCAGUUCCCUGGGCAGCUUGUCUUCGCCUCAAGCCACUAUGAGCUCCACACUUGAAGGCUUUUUGGGGGGGCCCAAGGCAAUACCCCCACUGUUGUCCCCUCCUCAGCCUGCUCCCACAUCGAAGACAUGCCCUUCUGUGCCCACCUUCUCCCCUGGGCCUGGCGUCAAGGAGGAACUGGUACCGCUGACCGUCCUGCAGCCCUCCACCCCACAGCCCCUGCCGGGGGCCCUCCUGCCCCAGAGCUUUCCAGCCCCAGCCCCACUGCAGCUCAACUCCACCCCUGUGUUGGGGUACCCCAGCCCUCCUGGAGGCUUUUCCGCAGGGACCCCUCCAGGGACCACUCCACAGCCACUGCCUGGCCCACCAGGGGUCUUGCCCUCCUCCUUGCACACCCAGGUUCAGGGUGCAGCCCCUCAGCAGCUGUUGACAGCCACAGCCACCACCACAGUGGCUCCUGGAACAAACAGUGUGACCCCGCAGAUCCAGCAGGUCCCGGUGCUGCUGCAGCCCCACUUCAUCAAGGCGGACUCUCUGCUCCUGACAACCAUGAAGGCAGACACAGGAGCCCCUGUACAGGCGGCUGGUGUCGGCUCCUUGGCCCCGGGCAUGGCUGUGCAGACCGGGCCCUUGCAGACCCUAGUGAGCAGUGGGACCAUCCUGGCGACCGUGCCGCUGAUAGUGGACACUGACAAGCUGCCCAUCAAUCGGCUGGUGGCCAGUGGGAAGUCCCUCGGUUCGGCCCAGAGCCGUGGCGAGAAGCGCACCGCCCACAAUGCCAUUGAGAAGCGCUACCGCUCCUCCAUCAAUGACAAGAUCAUCGAGCUCAAGGACCUGGUGGUGGGCACUGAGGCAAAGCUGAACAAAUCUGCUGUCUUGCGCAAGGCCAUUGACUACAUUCACUUUCUACAACAGAAUAACCAGAAACUCAAGCAGGAGAACUUGAGUCUGCGUACUGCUGCCCACAAAAGCAAAUCUCUGAAGGACCUGGUGUCCGCUUGUGGCAGUGGCGGGAACUCUGAUGUGCCCAUGGAGGGCAUAAAGCCUGAGGUGGUGGACACACUGAGCCCACCACCUUCGGACGCCGGCUCGCCCUCCCAGAGCAGCCCCUUGUCCCUUGGCAGCAGGAAUAGUGGCAGUGGUGGCAGCAGCAGUGAUUCGGAGCCCGACAGCCCAGCUUUCGAGGACAGCCAGCAGGUGAAGCCAGAGCAGCUGCCAUCCCCCCACAGCCGGGGCAUGUUGGACCGCUCCCGCCUGGCCCUGUGUGCUCUCGUCUUCCUCUGUCUGUCCUGUAACCCUUUGGCUUCCCUGCUGGGCAGCUGGGGUCUCUCUGGCCCCUUGGAUGCCACCAGCAUCCACCAGGGCUCUGGACGCAACGUGCUGGGUGCUGAAGAGACAAGUGGGACAGGCCAGCAUGGACACCUCUGGCAGACAGAUGGCUCUGGCUGGGCACCGAGGCUGGUACCCCCACUGGUCUGGCUGACUAAUGGGCUGCUGGUGCUGGUCUCCUUGGCACUUCUCUUUGUCUAUGGAGAGCCAGUCACACGGCCCCACUCGGGCCCUGCCAUGCACUUCUGGAGGCAUCGUAAGCAGGCUGACCUGGACUUGGCCAGGGGGGACUUUGCCCAGGCGGCCCAGCAGCUGUGGCUGGCACUGCAAGCACUGGGCCGGCCCCUGCCCACCUCCCACCUGGACCUGGCCUGUAGCCUGCUCUGGAACCUUAUCCGCCACCUGCUGCAGCGUCUCUGGGUGGGCCGCUGGCUGGCAGGUCGGGCUGGCGGCCUGCAAGGGGACUGUGCUCUGCAGGCAGAUGCCCGCACCAGUGCCCGAGAGGCGGCCCUUGUCUACCACAAGCUACACCAGCUUCAUGCCAUGGGGAAGUACACAGGUGGACACCUCACUGCUGCCAGCCUGGCGCUGAGCGCCGUGAACCUGGCAGAGUGUGCAGGCGAUGCCCUGUCUGUGGCCACGCUGGCUGAGAUCUAUGUGGCUGCUGCUCUGACGGUCAAGACCAGUCUCCCUCGGACCUUGCAUUUCCUGACCCGCUUCUUCCUGAGGAGCGCCCGCCAGGCCUGCCUGGCACAGGGUGGCUCAGUGCCGCUUGCCAUGCAGUGGCUCUGCCACCCUGUGGGCCACCGUUUCUUCGUGGAUGGGGACUGGGCCGUGAGCAGCACCCCCAGGGAGAGCCUGUACAGCUCAACUGGAAACCCAGUGGACCCCUUGGCUCAAGUGACUCAGCUAUUCCGAGAACACCUCCUGGAGCGCGCACUGAACUGUGUAGCUCAGCCCAGUUCCAGCCCUGCAUCAGCUGACGGGGACAGGGAAUUCUCAGAUGCCCUUGGGUACCUCCAGCUGCUGAACAGCUGUGCAGAUGCUGCCGGGGCUCCGGCCUGCACCUUCUCUGUCAGUUCCAGCAUGGCCACCGCCACAGGCACAGACCUGGUGGCCAAGUGGUGGGCCUCCCUGAUAGCUGUGGUGACCCACUGGCUACGGCGGGAUGAGGAGGCAGCUGAGCGGCUAUACCCACUGGUGGAGCACCUGCCCCGUGUCCUGCAGGAGUCCAAGAGACCCUUGCCCAGAGCAGCUCUGCACUCCUUCAAAGCUGCCCAGGCCCUGCUGGGCCAUGGGAAGGCAGAGUCUGGCCCAGCCUGCCUGGCUGCCUGUGAGAAGGCCAGUGGUUACCUGCAGGACAGCCUGGCUACCACACCAGUUGGCAUCUCCAUUGACAAGGCUAUGCAGUUGCUCCUAUGUGACCUGCUCCUUGUGGCACGCACGAGUCUGUGGCUGCGGCAGCAGCCAUCUGUACCAGGCCAGGCCUCACAGGCCCCAGGCAGUGGAGCUCCACCCUCUGCCCUUGAGCUACGUGGCUUCCAGCGGGACCUGAGUGGCCUGAGGCGUCUGGCGCAGAGCUUCCAGCCUGCCAUGCAGAGGGUAUUCCUACAUGAGGCCACAGCCCGGCUGAUGGCAGGGGCCAGCCCCACGCGGACACAGCAGCUCUUGGACCGCAGUCUGAGGAAGAGGGCCAGUUCCUGUGGCAAAGGAGGAGGGAUGGAGCUGGAGCCAUGCCCCACGCGGCGGGAGCAAGCUGAGGCCCUGCUGCUGGCUUCCUGUUACCUGCCACCCUGCUUUCUGUCGGUACCUGGGCAGCGUGUGGGCAUGCUGGCUGAGGCAGAGCGCAUGCUCGAGAAGCUCGGUGAUCACCGCCUGCUGUAUGACUGCCAGCAGAUGCUCUUGCGCCUUGGUGGCGGGACCACAGUCACCUCCAGCUAGACAUGCUCUCCGGCCCCGCCCAGCCCCAACCUGCCAGCCAUUAGGCCCCAGUACCCGUUUUAAGCCACCUUAGUGCUUUCUGGUUCUGUCACGGGCCAGAACCUGGAAUGCUGAAGGCAGUGCCAGAGAUCCCAGUAUCCACCGUUCACCUAGGGACUGCACUGCAUCGGCAGGGUUUGGGAUGGGGAAUGGGACUUUUUUGGGCUUUUGCUGCUUGCCCUGGGAGGCCAGAAGGAACGUGACCCUGUCACCCCUGCCCCUUCCCAUCCCGACUAGCGGUGACCAGGAUGGUGCUGACCUCUGGUGGCCGAUCAGAGGAUUGCAGGGGCCGGUCCAGUCUGUCACCUCUUGACUCUGUAGGUGCCUAGUGGCUUUUCCCUCUGCUAUCUAAGAGGGAAGAUAGGGGGUACGUGUCACUCAGCUGUGGGGGGAGCAACUUGUCUUUCCUGGCCAGCAAAGGGGCCUGGCCCCAACGCCCCUCUUUGCCUUCUGGAGAGAUGUGUACAUAGUGUAGAUCAGGGUGCAUCAGCCUCCUGGCCUUGGAGACCCAAGUGUUACUUUGCCUUUUGCAAACUUUAUUUUCAUAGGCCGAGAAGUUUUGUACAGAGAAUAAAAAGUGAAAUUAUUUAUAA
Messenger RNA from Phyllostomus discolor (pale spear-nosed bat), 4793 nucleotides. It is a transcript of the gene SREBF1, whose product is annotated as sterol regulatory element binding transcription factor 1. The record is from RefSeq and is a predicted model, not a curated record. Gene Ontology annotation, biological process: regulation of transcription by RNA polymerase II. The transcript has 19 exons. The coding region runs from base 361 to 4161 and encodes 1266 amino acids. Gene Ontology annotation, molecular function: protein dimerization activity; RNA polymerase II cis-regulatory region sequence-specific DNA binding; DNA-binding transcription factor activity, RNA polymerase II-specific. Lineage: Eukaryota; Metazoa; Chordata; Mammalia; Chiroptera; Phyllostomidae. Gene Ontology annotation, cellular component: nucleus.